AAGGGAUCAUUCGGUGGCCAUGGAUCCAACGUGCUCUUCUGAGAGCGUUUAUAACCUCAUACCCAGUGACGCGAAGGAGCCUCCCCAGCCUCCUAGGUACACAUCAGUUUUUAAGACAACUGUGAAAGAAGAUGUUCAAAAAGCUAAAAAUGCAAUGAAAACUAUGGGACCAGCAAAAGUUGAAGUACCUUCUCCAAAAAAUUUCCUAAAGAAACAUUCAAAGGAAAAAACUCUACCACCCAAAAAAAAGUUUGAAUGGAAUGAGCCCAGAAAGCCACCUGUGCCACAGAGGAGUGAACAUCCUGUCAUGGGAAUACAAAGUGGAAAAAAUUUUAUAAAUACAAAUGCAGCUGAUGUCAUUAUGGGAGUGGCUAAAAAGCCCAAACCAAUUUAUGUUGACAAAAGAACUGGAGACAAGCAUGAUCUUGAAUCUUCAGGACUAGUCCCAAAGUUCAUCAAUAAAAAGGAUUAUGGUGUCACACCUGGAUAUAUAUGCAAGCGAAAUGAGGAAGUAAAGAAAGCCCAAGAAGAAUAUGAUAAUUAUGUCCAGGAAAACCUUAGAAAGGCAGCUAUGAAAAGGCUGUCUGAUGAAGAAAGGGAGGCAGUUCUGCAGGGGCUGAAAAAAAACUGGGAAGUGGUGCAUAAAGAGUUCCAGUCUCUCUCGGUCUUCAUAGAUUCCAUACCGAAGAAAAUGCGCAAGCAGAAGCUGGAAGAAGAAAUGAAGCAACUGGAACAUGAUAUUGGUGUAAUUGAAAAGCAUAAAAUUAUUUAUAUUGCUAAUAAGUAAUAACAGAUUGUGAAAGUAUAGUAAUUUCAAUGUAGAAAAAAUCACAAACAUAAAAAUGGAACUAAAGUUUUUUAAAGAGGAAAAUCAUAUGAAGAGAGUAAAAAUAGUCUUAAGAGAAUCAAAAUGCUUAGGCAAUGUUUAAACGAUAAUGUGAAUUAUUCACUUACAUAAGAGAAAAUUUUGUUUCUACCAGUGUCAGGUUUUCCGAUUGUAAACCAAUUAAAGUUUGGUGUACCGUGUUCCAGUUCCAUAGUGUAAUUCAUUUAUUAUUAUGGACUUGUUUCACAUAAACAUUAAUUUCUGGGCCCUAAAAACUAAAGUCAGCAUUCAGAGUUUUCAAAAUUUUUCUCCACUACAUGAUACAAGGAUUACAGCGUUAACAACUGUUGAGUGUUUUGAAUUGGAAAUAGUGGCAUAUGCCUUCUUACCACUCCAGUGUGUUUUCUACAUAUUGAUUCACAGCUCCACACAUUUAAUGGCAUAUACGCUCCACAGCCUAUGUCAUCUGCAGCGAUUCCCAACGGUAAAUGUUAUCAACAUCCAUAUCACUAUCCAUGCUGAAAGGCUUACAUUUGGAGGGAGAAAAAUUAAGAAGAUGACUCAGAAAAUUAAGAAGUCAACUUAUAAAAUGCAUCAUUGAAGAUGAUUAAAUACAUAGAAUAGCCUCCUUCUUGAUGCACCAACUUUUGAAAACUUGUCUAUUCUCUGACUUUUAUUUCAUAAUUCAUUGUAUGUAUCUCGUUAAAAUGGGAUGUUAGUUUUUUUGGUCUUUUCUAUUUAUCUAUUUUGUGAAUUCUGGUCUCUAUUUGUAAGAUUACAUAAUUUAUUAAGCAAUCAGUUUACAUAAGUGGAGCUGUCUUCAACUCAGAAUAAGAAGCAAAAGUCUAUAAAUAUCUAAGAGGGAAAAGAUUCUUUUAUGAAAUUUUAAGUUAGAGAAAUUCAGUAAAAUAUCAGGGCAAUAACAAUUUUUACUGCUUACACUGAUUUUAUACUACAGACAACAUAGAAUCAAAUGACAAACCUUCUCGAGCUCUUUCUUCAUUAAACGCAGGAUUUGGGUGCAUUGUAGAAAAGCUUGCUUUAGUUAAUGAAAGAAAAAUGCUUACGUAGAAAUAUUUUUGAAAACUCACAUUAAACUUUCCCCAUAUCCCUUUAUGAGCAUCAUUUCUUUAUUCCUAUAUUACUUUAGGACAUCAAAAUAAAAGAUAGCUUAUGAUAUACUCUCACUUAUCCAGAAUGGUUGAUUUUUUUUUUUAUUUGUAAGAUGAUUCCUAUCCAUACUAAUUUUUAAAUAAUUCAAAAUCAGUAGCAAUUAAAAUCUUCUGAUUGUCUCAACCUUACGGUUCUUGUGUUCGGGGUCGUAAAUGGGAGUUGCCUUAAAUGUUAAAAUAAUAACUUUGUGGUUUUAACAUGCGGUUUUUCUUUUGGUUCUGUAAAUGUCUACUAAGGAAUCCGAACCAUUCUCCAUGGCACACGGUGUUGUACUAGAUAAAUUUUAUUACCUUUGUCACCUACAGCCUUCUUGUAGAAACUUUCUCAUCCAUAGUUCCUGGGAGGGCUAGCCCUACCAUCAGAAUUCCAACCUUGAAUAGUUCCAGUGCAUCCCCUCCACACGCACAUCUUGGUCAUCCUAUCAGUCAGAAGAGGGACCGACACCUAACUCAGGUGGUUGACCAGUGAUAUGGACUGAAUUGUGCCCUUCCAAAAUGUGUAUGAACUUGGUUAGGCCUUGAUUCCCAGUAUUGUGUGAUUAUCUACUCUUCUGAGAUUUGAUGUAAUUAUCCUAUGUGUUGUAAAUCCUAACCUCUAUGAUGUUAAUGAGACAGAAUUAGAGACAGAUAUACUAAUGAGGCAGGGCACAAUCUACAGGAUUAGGUCAUAUCUUGUAUCAAUCUCUCUUGAGAUAUAGAAGAAAGAAGCAAGCGGAGAAGAGAGGAGCUCAUUACCACCAAGAAAGACAAGCCACAGCAGAGGGCAUCCUUUGGACCCACGUUCCUUGAGCUGAGAAGCUUCUAGAAUAGGAGAAAAUUGAUGUCAAGGACCUUCCCCCAGAACCGACAGAGGAGCCUCCCCCUGGAACUGGUGCCCUGAACUCAGACUUCUAGCCUCCUAACCUGUGAGAGAAUAAAUUUCUGUUUAUUAAACCAUCCACUUGUGAUAUUUCUGUUACAGCAACACUAGAUAUCUAAGACAGCCAGUGACUGAUGAGAUUAUCUCUCUUGAGAGCAUGAACUAAGAGACACAGAGACUGCAGUUACUUGAGGGUAGACAUCUGAGCCUAAGAGGUCACACUUCAUGGCUAUAGCUAGUUUGACUUGACUUCU
This is a messenger RNA of Loxodonta africana (African savanna elephant), 3111 nucleotides long. It is a transcript of the gene ENKUR, whose product is annotated as enkurin, TRPC channel interacting protein. The record is from RefSeq and is a predicted model, not a curated record. Gene Ontology annotation, molecular function: calmodulin binding. NCBI's taxonomy places the organism in Eukaryota, Metazoa, Chordata, Mammalia, Proboscidea, Elephantidae. Gene Ontology annotation, cellular component: acrosomal vesicle. The transcript has 5 exons. The coding region runs from base 20 to 787 and encodes 255 amino acids.